AGAGAAAUAUAACAGAAAUGUCCUUAUUUGUACGACUAACCACGAACACAAUUCGAAACAAUGUUGUGUCCAUUAGAAACAUAACAACAACAAUGACCAAUAAAGUUAAAGAAAUACAGCAACGCCAAGAAAACAAUUCGCUUAUUAUUGAAGCUGUAACCAAACCCUCACCUCGUGCUGAUAAUAUGCUUAAAGAAGCCUGCACCGCGAAAUUUUGUCCCGAAUGUACAUUGGGUUUAGAUUUGAAACACACUGAUGUUUUGAUUCUGUCACAGUAUGUCCGAUCGGAUGGCUGUAUGCUGCCGAAACGUAUUACCGGUCUUUGCUAUCGCCAGCAAAAGAAAAUUGGCACAUUGGUUACAAUGGCUCAGAAGGCUGGUCUUAUGCCCAAUCUAACACCGGCCAAUAGCAAAAAGGAUCCCAAGAAACGUUUCGGUUGGAAAAAGUUUAACAAAUAUUUCAAUGAAAAAACAAUUAAAUAUUGAGAUGGAAA
This is a messenger RNA of Musca vetustissima, 493 nucleotides long. RefSeq names its product large ribosomal subunit protein mL66-like. Gene Ontology annotation, cellular component: ribosome; mitochondrial small ribosomal subunit. The record is from RefSeq and is a predicted model, not a curated record. Bases 18 to 485 code for a protein of 155 amino acids. Gene Ontology annotation, biological process: mitochondrial translation. The transcript has 2 exons. NCBI's taxonomy places the organism in Eukaryota, Metazoa, Arthropoda, Insecta, Diptera, Muscidae. Gene Ontology annotation, molecular function: small ribosomal subunit rRNA binding; structural constituent of ribosome.